This is a messenger RNA of Malus domestica (apple), 3723 nucleotides long. RefSeq lists its product as uncharacterized. The record is from RefSeq and is a predicted model, not a curated record. Lineage: Eukaryota; Viridiplantae; Streptophyta; Magnoliopsida; Rosales; Rosaceae. Gene Ontology annotation, biological process: meristem maintenance; meristem development.
AUGAUACAAUGGAAGAUUGGUGAUACCAGUCUGGAAAAAUAGUAAUUUUUAUUUUGUGUUGAAAUUUUCUAUAAGCAGGAGGACCUCUGUGUGGAAACAUGGCUCUUACAUCCACCAGCAAUGAAUCGGCUGACGCCAACGCCAAGGCUCUUGACAGAUUGAACCACCUGAAGGAGCAAAUAGGCACCGAAACUACAAAUUUUCAAGUACUUAUCCCUGAUUCGACUUCCCAACACUUUAUCUUAGGUCCUGCUCUGAAAUCCACAAAAAGGUUACCUGAUUGUUAUAAUAGUGAGUUUCCUAAGCGGAAAACUGAAGAGUUUCUUCUAAACAAUCAAAAUGCCAAAUUCUACGAAAGGUUUUAUGAACACCGUGGUUUGUGGCCUACUAACGACCCUAAUUGGGUCCCUUGGUUUGAAAGAGUCGAAGAUCAAAAAGGCUAUAUUUGGCAUAAAGCGGGAAUAUAUGAUAUUCUCCAAUUCUCUAAGUUUGCCAUUCCUUUCAAUCGUUCUUUAGUACUUGCUGCACUCUGCUUUUGGUCAACUUCCACAAACUCUUUUCAUCUUCGUCAUGGUCCCCUUACUAUUACUCUGUUAGAUCUUAGUGCUCUGCUAGGACUUAGACCAGAUGGUCCCCAGUUUGAUGCUCUCGUUGCUAAUUCCAUCUCCAUUCCGGAUGAUAACUUUGGCAUUCGAAUUACAAAGAACUCCUCCUUUUCUUCCUUUAUUAAAGAACAUAACAAAAUUGAGGGCCUUGUGACAGAUGAAGAGCAUGUGGCAUUUCUUCACUACUGGCUUUGUCGUUACCUCCUUUGUUCUCGUUCGUUCAAGAUUGUUACAUCCAAUUUACCCUUGGCUGUGGCUUUAUCUAGGGGUGAGCCGUACGCUUUAGGACCCCUUGUUCUUGCUUACUUGUAUAGAGGGAUAAAGGACUUGCUUGAUUCAGAGUUGGGUGCUGCUGGUGGUCCAAUUUGGAUUCUUCAACUUUGGCUUCACACAUACUUUCCUAAAGUACGUCCCAGUUGCUUUUCAGUACCCAACCUCACUUGUGAAGGACUGAAAUAUGUAUUUUUCGAAGGACCCGAGUUUUCCUUUCACGAUUGUUUAUUGUACCUGAGCCACUUAGACACAGAAGAGAACUUUAACUUCAUGCCAUAUUCAAAGUCAGAUGCGUUGCCUCGAUGGUUGAUCUUUCCUCGGUCUGAAAUGACCAAAACUGGAAUUUCUACAAUCCUGGACAUGUGGGCAAGCUUUCUGGUUAGCCGUGAUCUUCCUGGUUGUAUCACUUGUGGAAAAUCUGGAAAAAAAAUUUGUGGUGUGGAAGCAUAUUGCCCAAAUCUCUGUGCCCGUCAGUUCGGCUUGAUUCAGGACGUUCCUGCUCCCCCUUUCUUUUCUUUCAAUACCGACUUUUCUGAGAGGACAGUGUUUCAAAGUUCCGAACAAUUCCAGGAGCUUGAGGCUACCGCAUCUCACUUGUUCAAGAAACUUAAAUUUGUUCCAUUUUCACUUCUACCUAGAGCCACCUCAUCGUUCAAAGGCUGGUGGGCAAAAUACUAUGAGGAAGUGUUUCCUCGUGAUCAAGAUUUAAUCCAUCUUUUCAAGCUUCAAGACUUGGACCAGAACAGACCACUUCCUCCCCUUAAGGCAAAUGAUGCUUUGAAGAAGCGUAAAGAGUCAACCCUUAUACAAACUGAACGCCCCUGUUCUGACCGACUGCAAGUACACCCACCAGAAAAAAGAAUCAAAUGUGUGGCUCCGCAAGUUGAGGAUGGAGAAGAAGCAAAUCCUCUGCCUACUUUUCAAUGCCUGAGUGGACGAGGGAGAGCUCAUUGUAAGAAAAGAACGACCAAAAAAGCAUUUCCGUUUUGGAGAAGUAUAAUAAAGGGGAAGUAUCUAUCUCAUGCCAACCCAACUGAGGCAAAGGUUUUGGCAAGCCAAGGAACCACUCAUCGAUCCAAAAAUGAAUCCGAGAUUAGACGAGGCAAAAGUUUUGGAAAGACAAGGAUAACCAAAGAAGAAGUGCACCGGCUUUUGAUUAAUCUAACAAAGUCCGAUUCUGAAUUCUAUUCUCAGGCUAAGGAAGCCAUCUAUGAGAAAAGCACGAGUCCUCCUCUGUCAAAAAGACAACAAUCUGAUCUAGAUAUGCAACACAUUGCUGAAGUAACUGAACAUAACAGUAUUCCUAAGCUGGAAGAUGUGCCACCUACUGAGGUUGCGGAUGCUUCAAAUGCGAAGCUUCCUAGUCAAAUUUCAUCUCCUCCCAGUGAAGAAUCAGCUGAAUCUCGGCCUCCUCAAGUAGCUCAAUCCCCGCUUCAAGCAGUGUCAUCGCAUCCAAAUACUAUAAGUAAAGAAAGUGGUUCCUACCGCUCCCAUUUUCAUGACAAUCUUGAUGUCAAGAUGUCAAAGCCCCUGCAUUCUGCCCGAGCUUUGGACUUUCUGGAUACUUAUCUCCAUCAUCAUCCAGAUGCUUGUCUCUUGGCUAUAACUGAAGAUGCUCCCAUUCCUGAUUCCUAUGAGAUUUCUCAAGCCAAGGCCAAGAUCCAAAGUAUCACCGCACUCUCUAUGGAUGAAGUCAUGGAAAUUGAAUGUUUACGGAACCUGAAGUUGUCAUUGGAAAUCUUGCUAAACGCCUAUGACCGAACUGGAGUUGAGUAUGCGAACAUUGAAAAUGUCCAGGUGAAGCUUGCUGCUGUGAAGUCCAAGUACCACAAGGCCAAUGGAACCGUAGCUGAAGUGAGAAAAAAAUUUAAUCAGAAGAUAGCACUGGAACAAGAAGUAGAAGUCUAUAAUCGCCUUUUUUCAAAAGCUCAAGCGGAUGAAGAAAAGUUGCAAGCUUGCAUCAUUGUACAAAAAUCAAGGGUUGAAGAGCUGGAGAAAAAAUUGGUUGAAGAAAAAGGUAAUUUGGAGAAAUUGGAGGAGUUAAAUUCCAACCACAAAACCGAAAUGGAUGAGUUCCGUUGCAAGCUUGAGCACAGCCAGAAGCUGCUUCUGGAUCAUUGUAUGCAUGAUAAAACUUGGGUGAAGAAAGCAAUGCAGGCCAAAAACGAUUUUAAAUCGAUGGAAGCAACUUGGGUUCAGAUCCAAAAAUUGCUUUCCUUGAUUAGUGUCCAGAAAACGGGGGAAGUACAGCGAUCAUUGCAGUAGAGGUAAUACGUGAACCGAGUUUGACUGUUGCGUUGCUUGCAAGAACAUCAUUUUAUCUUGGAAUAGACAACCACCGUAAGCCCAUUUUGUACAAUUUACUUGAGUGGUGUCAAAACUCUUAUUCAAGUUUGUCAUGCCAUCCUACUCUAACGAAGCCAGAGACACGCAUUUUAAUUGUAAACCUCGUCCUUGGGUCACAAGUCAAAUGCGCAUCCAAGAUCGCACGUCACCUGUAACAUCUGAAAUAAUCACCAAAUCCAACAAUUUUCUCCGCACACGAAAAAUCCAUCACAGUCCACAAAGUUCACAAUCAGAUUGAUUUUCUUGAGAGCCCAAAAGAAAACAAUCUAGCACAAAUAUAAAGUGAAUACCAUCUUUUCCCAUUACAAUUUUCAACACAGGUGUGUUUGCUUCUUAUUGUACAACUGGAACAACGGUUAUUAUCUUUGCUUCCGAGAGCAAGCCAUGUUUAAGAUCGUCUCUCGUUCUUUUCUUGCCACCACUCAAGGAACUUGGUUUGUGCAGCCAAGGCGUCGAACCUGUAAAGUUGCAGCCAGUGAUUUGCAACUUCCUGUCCAAA